Molecule: messenger RNA, 771 nt
Organism: Drosophila yakuba
Lineage: Eukaryota; Metazoa; Arthropoda; Insecta; Diptera; Drosophilidae
Exons: 1
Coding region: 85-606 (173 amino acids)
Biological process (GO): vacuolar proton-transporting V-type ATPase complex assembly
Cellular component (GO): extrinsic component of endoplasmic reticulum membrane
Source: RefSeq, a predicted model, not a curated record
UCAAACUGAUUUCAAAUCGUUGCUUUUUGAGCUUUCAAAAAUUGUUGAAAAGAAAUAACCUGCAUACAGAAGAACUAUCAGGAGAUGAGCCAAACGGUAGAGCCCUGCGAUGAAUCGGAUCCGCGACGAGAAUCAAGAUCAAACCCGGAGGACGAGGAUGGCAGAUGUACCUUAGAUGGCCUCCUCUUGCAUAUGUUUCAUUUACUAGAGGACCUGGAGCUGCUACACACGCAGGUGAAUAAGGAGUCAUCUAGAGCUCAGUUACUCCUGGCCAGAGUAAGAUUGCACCAGAGUGCUCUGCGAAUUCCAGCAGAAGCCCAAUUGCCCAGAGGGCGACCCUACAAGGCUCUCACUCGCGUUGUGGAGGAGAGGAGCUCCUGGGGAAAGGUUUUCAAGAUCAUCCGACUGCCUGUCAACCCGAUCCUGGGAUAUCUCCGACCUGUGAGGAACAUAUUUGGCUCUCUGGUGCCAGAUAACUUGCGAAUCGCGAAUCGGCAUUGGGAACACUGCCUGGAUCUUAUAGUUGAAUGUGCCAACAUCAAAAGAGAACUCCAAUCGACGAUUAUCUUCAUAGAGAAGCUGCGAUACUUUCUUAAUCAGAGGUAAUGAUCUCAGCUCGGAAGCCGAAUUCUAAGCUAAAAGUAAUACGAAAAUAAAGAAAACAAAACACUUGAUAUUUUCUAUGGUGGUUUUAAUAAUCAUUAUAAGCCAUUUCAUUGUUACAAUGUCAGGCAUUGUUUACAACAUAAUUAAACGAGUUCAGCUCUGUAA